AUGGUGCUCGUCGAUACAGAAUCUGCCUCACAUCUCAAACCAUGGCUUGUCAGAACUCUUGAACCCAUAUGCGAUGCAGAGCCAGGCGCUUUGGCAGACUAUAUUCUUGCCCUACUGCAACACAAUGUCCCCGAAAACGAGAUGCGAGAAGAACUGGCUGUUCAGCUCGAUGAAUUUCUCGAAAAAGAGUGCAGCUCAUUUGUUGAUACGCUGUUCACCGUCAUCCGCACGAAAUCGUACAUGCCCUACAGCGCCAUUCCGUCCCCCAAACCACAAGAUAGUGGAAUCCCAAUCCCAUUAGACGCCCUGCUGCCAUCGCCGUCAGACAGAAUACGGAAGCGGAGUACGACCGAUGAUGAGCGUGAUGGACGUCCGCCUGCAAAGGGCCCACGGCUGAAUACCGACGGUCAGUUUUCGCGGUAUGGCAAUGGAGGGGACGGCCGUAUGGGUGCUCAGUCUUCCGGAGCGUGGGGCCGCCCGCCAGUCGAUAGGUUCGGCAACGGGGGAAUGGGCAUGGGUAUGGGUGGAUAUCCUGGGCAGAUGGUUGCAAUGGGUAUGAACGGGAUGAAUGGCAUGAACGGUAUGGGGCUCAUGAACGGCAGGAGACCACAGGGAUACCAACCGCCAGACCAAAAACGAGGUGUCUGUCGGGAUUAUCACAAUAACGGAUACUGCGCGCGCGGUGCGACGUGCAAGUACAGCCAUGGAGAUGACGCUGUCGUCCCAGGGCAACUAUUCCCUGGUGCUGGCAUGCCUUUCAUGCCCAUGUUCCCCGGUGGCCCUACUGGGAUGCCUUUCAUGCAAAAUGCUGCUUACGACCCACAUGAAGCCAGAAUGGAUAUGAGACCAAUGGGCGGCCGUCCACCCCACCAGCGGGCGCCUUUAUUGCCCAGAAUACAGCAGGAAGAUGGAAGCAGAGUGGUCCACCCCAUUAAUGCGUCCGGAGAGCUUCCUGUGAUCCAAGAUUUAACUCCAAUCGUCCCUCAAGACGCCCCGUCGCUUGAACCAUUACCACACGGAGACGUCGACAUGCACCAGGUCAAUAACCAAGGUCCAUCGGUGAACCCCCCUCACCUCGGAGGCGGCUACAAUCCCAUGAUGAACAACAUGAACGGGGGAUAUCUACCAAACAUGGACGUCGAUAACAAUGCGCAUAUGCCCGGGAUGCGCCCACCGACGCUAGGUCGUGGUCAAGGGCAGUAUCGUGGUGGGAGAGGUGGUCCUGGAGGAAGAGGACGAGGUACAUUUGGCGGUGAAGUGCACAACUUCCGCCCAGAAAAACGUAACGACAAAACAUUGGUCGUAGAAAAGAUCCCUGAAGACAAGCUGUCAUUGGAAGGCGUGAAUGACUGGUUUAAGCGCUUCGGGACUGUAACGAACGUCGCGAUUGACCCUACGAAUGCAAAGGCUCUGGUGAGCUUCUCAAACCAUGAUGAGGCGCAUGCUGCGUGGAAGUCAGAGGACGCUGUAUUUGGGAAUAGAUUCGUGAAGGUGUUUUGGCAUCGUCCGAUGGAGGGACAUGGUCAGAUCGGGCAGCGCAUGUUGGCUGCAUCUGCGCCACUUGUAGCUAAUAUGACUUCGAAAUCGGCCUCCCCUGCUCCUCAGCAGCAACCUCCAUCUGCGGGACCUGUUUCGACUUCGACAACACCUGCCGCCGCCGCUGCAGGAGCGAGCGCGACGCCACGUAAAUCUGCAACGCCGGCUACCUCUUCAGCAGCAACCUUAGCGAUCGAGGAGAAGCGGCAGCAGCUCGAGCAGACGAUUGCUGAACAAAAUGCGCUGAUUGCAUCGUAUUCCACUGCCCCGGCAGAUGAGAAAAAGGGAAUCAUGGCGCGAUUAAGGAAGAUAGAUGAGGAGAUGAAGGCGUUGAAGGAGUCGAUUUCAUCCUCUUUACCACCCGCGGCGUCCACAUCCGCCAGUUCGAGUAGCACAGCAGCUGCAUCUGCGAAGAAGUCCGUGAAUACUACGGCAGACCGCGAGAGAUUGGAACGCGAGCGGUUGGAUAAAGAGUUGGAUAUGCCCAAUGGUACGGGCACCAGUGAAGGUGGCGGAGAGACUACGGAGGAUCUGAAGGCAAAAUUGGAAAAACUAAAGGCAGAGGCUGCCAGUCUAGGAUUGGACUCUGCGCUGCCGUCAUCAUCUUACAGAGGAGGAUAUCGAGGGCGGGGAAGAGGUGCUCCUCGGAGUUACUUCCGUGGGGCUACUAUGCGUGGUGGCCCUCCUCGCGCAAGCAUGAAGUUGGAUAACCGUCCAAAAAAAUUGCUCGUGAAAAAUGUGCCUGAAGAUUCCGCUCAAGCGUUGAGGGAUUGGUAUGAGACCACAGGUCAAUUGGAGUCUGUUGAACCUGUAGAUGGUGCUGGCGGAAGCACAUAUAUUGUGUCAUUCAAGUCUAGAUCUGCGGCGGAAGCGGGUCUGUCAAAAGGUGCCAAUAUCCCAAUUGUUGGUUCUGUACAGAUAUCGUGGUAUACUGGAAAAGAGGGAGCUAGCACUGUGACACCAACACAAACAACGAAGGCCCUUCCUAGCGAGUCGAGUAGUAGUGCACCUGCUGCAAGUCAUAGUUCUGAAUAUGGACAUGAAGCACCACCACGAUCGCCAGAAAGCCAUGCUGCGCAUCAUCUACACGAGGAAGAGAUUAUUGCUAGCGGGUGGGGAGGAGGUGACGAUGAAGAUGGCAUGGGUCUGCUGUAG
Psilocybe cubensis is the source of this 2691-nucleotide messenger RNA. RefSeq lists its product as uncharacterized. The transcript has 7 exons. Gene Ontology annotation, biological process: mRNA processing. The coding region runs from base 1 to 2691 and encodes 896 amino acids. NCBI's taxonomy places the organism in Eukaryota, Fungi, Basidiomycota, Agaricomycetes, Agaricales, Agrocybaceae. The record is from RefSeq and is a predicted model, not a curated record. Gene Ontology annotation, cellular component: nucleus. Gene Ontology annotation, molecular function: metal ion binding; RNA binding.